AUGUCGCAAAUUAAGGUGUCCUAUCUUCCGCAUCAGACUGACCUAGCCGAUGGAGCACUCUGUGAUCUUCAGCCACUCCAAAAGGAGCUUGACCUCUACACCCGACACCGCCGGAUCACCCAGCAAUCGACACACAAUCCACGACAAGCGACAUUAAUUGGCAAGCCGAAGUUUCUGCGCCGAGCAAUCAGGUUAUCGCAAGAGCUCACCCGCCAUGGCCCUAAUCACGGCGCAUGCUCCUUCAUGCCCUUCUGCUGGACACUCGGCAUUGAAGCAUCCGUACCCACGGCCAUGAGUUCAGGCAGCCUCUCAGGAUGCCCUCAAUGGGUCCUGGAUUACAUUGCCUUCCAUAAGGCCACCCGCCUUGAACCCAGUGCCAAGUAUGUCUUGCAUACCUGCUACGGCGGCAUAUGCGGCGGUGUGGGCGACAGGCUACGCGGUGUGCUGUGGUCGGCACGCCUGGCCGCCGCAACCCGCCGUGUCCUCCUCGUCUCCUGGCGCCGACCCUUGGAUCUGACCCACUUCUUUCAGCCCGCCGCCAUUGACUGGACUUUAGAAGCCAUUCCCCAGUCCGCGUUGGGCUCCUCCGUGCAGCAGCCGGAUGCGGUGGUGUGGCAGCUGGAACACAAUACCAUGGAAGACGCCGCGGUGGGGCCGGGCGCGCCGGACAUGCCGCUUUGGAGCGAUGCCGCAGCAUGCAUGUUCCAGGCGCUCUUCCAAUUCACGGACCUUGUGAAGGGCGCUAUCGAUGAAGAGCUGAUCAAGUUGUACGGCAGCUCGCAGGUGCAGUACAGUGCGACCCACUUGCGCGUCGGUGGCCUUGUCGGCGAGGGCGAGGCCUCUAUCGGCCUGAGCCGCUUCAGCAAGCUCAACUACUUUUUGCGGAGCUUGGAUUGUUUGAAGAACAUAAGUGGUUCGAGUGACGCGGCUGGGUGGGUGGCGAGCAGCGCCCCCUCGUGGCCCGCGCGGCUGGUGGUCGCUGACAGCAACUACCUUACCUCCAUGAUCCGGGAGGGGGUGCUGCCUGGCUUGGUAGUGCCCUCGUUCGCGGCAGCACACCUGGACACGGUGAAUAUGGCCGAUGUCAAGCUGCACGCCACCACCUUCAUAUCGCUGGGCCUGCUGUCCCGCGCGCACUGCGCCGUCUACACGGACUCGGGCUUCAGCCGUGUGGCGUUCUACCUGGGUCGCCAAUCUUGUGUCGCCAUCAUGCCCCGCCACGAGAGCUCUCUCAGCGUCCUGCGGGAUGUCGGGGCCCGGGGGGAGACUCGGGCGCUGGUGUGCGACGCCUCCGAUAUGCCGAAACCAAGGCGCCACAAGCUGUGA
Messenger RNA from Volvox carteri f. nagariensis, 1326 nucleotides. RefSeq lists its product as uncharacterized. The record is from RefSeq and is a predicted model, not a curated record. The transcript is spliced from 8 exons. Lineage: Eukaryota; Viridiplantae; Chlorophyta; Chlorophyceae; Chlamydomonadales; Volvocaceae. Bases 1 to 1326 code for a protein of 441 amino acids.